GCCACCUGAUAGGCCGCAUUAUCAUCCAAGUAUUACGAGGAGAUGAGCAACUUCAUUACCUUCUUUCUCUUGACAUGACUCACUAUACCCUGGCUGUCCUCCUUUCUCGUUUCAAGGGUGAAUUCCAAAGUGCUAUCUCUACUCUCUAUUGCCUUUCCACACCGGAUCCUGUUUGAGAGCCUUCACGUCGUACUGGUUGCCUAGCCGGUGUAUCGGUGGCGGCCUCCUAUUUUACUCAGUACCAUCCAUCCAUCCAUCCUACGCCCCGUCAAAAAUCGCAAGGAUGAUUUCCUCCUCACCUUCUCGAUUCUUCACUUCUCCUUCGAGUCCUCCCUCGGACAUCAAGCAUACUUCAACCUCUCGUACGUUGGCCGCUGGCCGGUGUACAGCAACGUGCAAGUCGGGCAAAUUGAUGACCCCGUGUCCAUGUACACAAGGGAUUUUUACUGUGACACCAGGAUCACUCCCUGAAGGGGCAUGUGAGGACUGUGACCAUACCCUAUCACUACACCAGAAUUUUGGUUCCAAGUCAUCUCCGACGGAAAUCUUAGCAUCUGUUGGCAGCUCUGAUCAUACGCGACAGCACGUCAUGGGUCGGCUAACUGCUAGUGACCCUACGAGAUGUUUACGCAGGGAUACAGUAUCAAAGCUUGCUGCCGCUGUGGAUGAUAAAGAUGUUAUCCACGUACGCGGAACACCAGCCAGCGGGAAAACUGUCCUAUCCGAACUUCUAAGGGACUACUACCACGAGCGAAAGAGGAAGGUGUUUCUACUCAGUAGUCCCUUAGAAGUUCGGAUGGUAUCCGUAUUAUUGGGAAUAUUGCAAAGCUCUCUACACCUGCUGGUAUGAGGAUGAGUGGCGGAAAGAUUAUAUCGAUGUAUUUUUGCAGCCUCAGACGGAAGUAUUCUUUGCGUUUUCUGACUUCACUAUGGCUAUGUUCCAGCCCAGCUUCG
Aspergillus pseudonomiae is the source of this 954-nucleotide messenger RNA. RefSeq lists its product as uncharacterized. The record is from RefSeq and is a predicted model, not a curated record. NCBI's taxonomy places the organism in Eukaryota, Fungi, Ascomycota, Eurotiomycetes, Eurotiales, Aspergillaceae. Bases 284 to 850 code for a protein of 188 amino acids. The transcript is spliced from 2 exons.